AUGAGCGGAAAUGCAAAUCUCGUGGGCGAUAUUACUCUAAAUAUUAGCCGAGCUCGAAUUUCGUCAACAAAGUGCUGUUUUCGGUCAUGCAGUACAGAAUGUCCUGAUGAAUUACAUCGUAUACCUCGUGCAAUUCGUUAUGAGAUUAUGAAAAAUAAACGAUUUUUCAUACCGGAAAAGUCAGUGGCAUGCAAUUUUCAUAGUGAUUAUUCUGUGUUAUCGGAAAUUAACAUCCCGGUUGAAAAUUGUGCUUUUACUGCUGCACAAAUUGAAGAGAUGGUUGAUUUGUUGCGAUCAGAUCCUAAACAAUUGAAAGAUGAGGGUCAAGUGUUGAACAAAAAUUCAGAUGCUGGUGUGAAAGCCGAUACCGGCCUGACACGUGAACAGUUCCAAAAUCUCUUCCAUUGUUUAAACUCGCUUCGAGACUGUUUGAAAAACGACAAAAUUGCAUCCGACUACCUAUACACAUAUCUCAUGAAGCUUCGUACUGGUCGAACGGACGAAGAUAUUGGGCGAGUUUUUAAAAUCACAAGGUGGGCCGUGGGAAAGCGAUUAAAAUGCGUACGCGAGGCAAUGGAAUCAGAUUUUGUUUACCAAAAUGUGAACUGCCUGCUUAGUCGUGAGGAACUGGCAAAAUAUACAACAUUCUUAAGCCAAAUGCUGUUUUGUCAUGGUGAUAUCAAUCGACCUGUAUUGAUCCUUGAUGGCACGUAUGUUUACAUUCAAAAGAGCACUAAUUAUGAAGUACAAAAACAAAGUUACAGUAACCAGAAGAAGCGAAAUUUUGUCCGAAUUAUGAAUUGUGUUACAACGGAUGGUACGAUUCUUUUUGUUCUGGGUCCAUAUCCAGCGUCUUCAAAUGAUGCUAAAGUUUUGCAGUCCAUCAUUCAAAGUACCAAUGCUCUUGACAAUUUGAAUGCCGAUGAUGUUCUUCUGCUCGAUAGAGGUUUUCGUGAUUGCGUUAAUUUGCUGAAGGAAAAGGGAUUUGAUGUGCAAAUGCCGGCCUUACUUCAAAGAUCUUCAAAUAAGAAGCAGCUGACAACAAGCGAAGCAAAUAGAUCCCGCUUCGUAACAGCAAAUCGAUAUGGCGUUGAAACGCGCAAUGGACACAUCAAAACCAUAUUCAAAUUAUUCCAGCAUGAAUGGAACCCUAUUGCGAUGCCACAUCUCAUGACCGAUUAUCGAAUUUGUGCAGCUCUAAUUAAUGCUUAUUGCAAAUCUAUUGAGUCAAACAAAGGUAUGGCGACUGAAAUCGGAAGGCGAAUGCUGGAUCGUUAUGAAACACCGAAUGAACUAUCGAAUAUUGUCUCCAAGAACGAAUUUCAAUACAAUUUAUCGAAAUUUAACCAAUUUUAUGAUUUUGAACAACUGCCAGCAUUGACACAAACCGACCUAAUUCUGAUUGCACUGGGUAAAUAUCAAAUUAAACAAGCUGCCUCUUAUUGCCAAGAACAUUUCAAAUCAAAUAACUUUCAAUUUGCCGUUUUUGAAUGUCCCAAUAAUAUUUUGAGAAAAUUUUUCGCCAACUUUACUACUGGAGACAAGCAGCUAAAGCUCCUGAUGGCCCGCAUCAAAUCCCGUUUUCGCAGCAAUAAGACACAUGAUGCAUAUAUUUUAAUUGAUAUUCUUGGUCAAGGAGAAAGUGUUGUGCUAGCUUACUGUUGUAGUUGCUACAACGGCCUACGAACUGUCGGCUGUUGCUCGCACGUAAUGACCAUCAUAUGGUUUGCUUUGCACAUUAAGAAACCAUCCAAAAUGCAUCGACCAGCUGCUUUUUUGGACAACUACUUCGGUGAAGCAUCAUCUUCCGAUUGCGACUCAUCAGACGCAGAAGAAUAA
This is a messenger RNA of Contarinia nasturtii (swede midge), 1839 nucleotides long. RefSeq lists its product as uncharacterized. Bases 1 to 1839 code for a protein of 612 amino acids. The record is from RefSeq and is a predicted model, not a curated record. The transcript has 3 exons. NCBI's taxonomy places the organism in Eukaryota, Metazoa, Arthropoda, Insecta, Diptera, Cecidomyiidae.